UGGUCUUCAGGUUAUGGUCACGCGGCUCCAGGCACGGAUGCUGGGAAGGCCUUCUGCAUGUUUUACGCUGUGCUGGGGAUCCCGCUAACGCUGGUGAUGUUCCAGAGCCUCGGCGAGCGGAUGAACACCUUCGUCAAAUACCUGCUAAAGCGCAUCAAGAAGUGCUGCGGGAUGCGCAUCACAGAGGUGUCCAUGGAGAACAUGGUGACGGUGGGCUUCUUCUCCUGCAUGGGCACGCUCUGCAUCGGAGCCGCAGCGUUCUCCCACUACGAGGAUUGGAGUUUCUUCCAGUCCUAUUACUAUUGUUUCAUAACGCUCACCACUAUUGGCUUCGGGGACUUCGUGGCCCUCCAGAAGAACAAAGCCUUGCAGAGAAAGCCUCUUUAUGUGGCGUUCAGCUUCAUGUACAUCCUAGUGGGGCUGACAGUCAUCGGGGCCUUCCUCAAUCUGGUGGUGCUACGCUUCUUGACCAUGAAUAGCGAGGACGAGCGACGGGAUGCUGAGGAGAGGGCGUCCCUGGCGGGGAACCGCAGUAGCAUGAUCAUCCACAUCCAAGAAGACACGCUUCAGAGGAGUCGACGGAGACGAGAACAGCAGCAGCACCGCUACCGUCCCGAGGUCUCCGAUCUCCAGUCGGUUUGCUCCUGCAUGCAUUACCACUCGCAUGAGUUCGGGAGCUCGGUUGGCCUCGGGUUGGGAUUGGGAGGAGGUGGCGGAGGUGCGUUUCCACAGCAGAACUCAUUCGGCUCUCAGUUGAGCCCGCAUCAGUACCAUCACUACCACUCAACGGUGUCCUACCGCAUCGAGGAGAUCUCACCGAGCACCUUGAAAAACAGCUUCCUUCCUUCCCCGAUCAGCUCCAUCUCUCCUGGGCUACACAGCUUUGCGGAAAACCUCCGGCUCAUGAGACGACGCAAGUCCAUCUGAACACACACACACACACUUACAGAGAUAUUUCCAAUGCUGCUCAACCAAACCUCAUUCCUGCACUUUCUUGCCAUUUGUUGCAUGGAGGCGACCAUGCAAGCAGGACAAUCGAUGGAUAUGUAGGAACUUUGUUCAAAAUAAAGCAUGAAGUGCAUGGAUAUCUAUUUUUGCAGAAAACACCGCCUGGGCUUUCUUUGCCCUUUUGAGCAGCACCCCAGCUGGGUUUGGAUAUUAAUAUUACAACCUUGAUACGUUAUCAGACGAUGCACACUUGCGUUUUGAAUAAUACAGAGGGAAAUAUAUCUAUAUAUAAAUAUCUAAUUUUUUUAAGGGACGUGUGGAGAAAGUGUUUUAUCAAACAGUGAGCAGCCUCUGGUUCUUUCGUGAGAUUUCAAGUGCCACACACCAACCGAAGGAGAAAUAACGAUAAAAAAAAAACUGAUUUGAAAAGGACUACACUGUAUCAGGUAUUGUUUUCUAUAAGCAAUUCUAUUUAAGAAAAGAAAAAUAAGACAUUGAUUCACAUCAUGCCAAAAUAUUGUUGCCAACCAUAGCAUGUGCAUUAGUUGUCCUUUGAUGUGCGUCAUCAUUUCUGUUAACGUUUUUUUGUUUCGUUUUCGUUUCAUUUCUCAACCGUUUUCUGUAAAUUAUACAUGUGUGUAGAGACUUUCUAAGCGCGCUAUGUUUAGAGGCGACAGACAGCAAAAGUCGGUUGUGAGAGAAGAAUAAUUGCAUGUGCUUUGUUCAAAAUGAUAUGCGUAUACUGUCACAAGGGGACACUGGAUCUGAUAUUAAAAAGCAAAUAAUCCUUUAAACCUAUUUUUUUUUAGAUGAACGACGAACUUCUGAAAUCAUCCACUAAAACCGGGCCACACAAU
Molecule: messenger RNA, 1805 nt
Organism: Danio aesculapii
Lineage: Eukaryota; Metazoa; Chordata; Actinopteri; Cypriniformes; Danionidae
Gene: kcnk9
Product: potassium channel, subfamily K, member 9
Exons: 1
Biological process (GO): stabilization of membrane potential; potassium ion transmembrane transport
Cellular component (GO): membrane
Molecular function (GO): potassium ion leak channel activity
Source: RefSeq, a predicted model, not a curated record